Molecule: messenger RNA, 333 nt
Organism: Plasmopara halstedii
Lineage: Eukaryota; Oomycota; Peronosporomycetes; Peronosporales; Peronosporaceae
Exons: 2
Coding region: 1-333 (110 amino acids)
Source: RefSeq, a predicted model, not a curated record
AUGAAAGCCAGUGCGGCUUGCGCCGGGGACUUUCGUGUGCAUCAAACUGCUUUCGAGGGCACGCUUAACGUCGCUUUAAAUCCAACAGAUUUAAACAAGCUGCUCGGGAGUAGCGUCGUAGUAUCAACAGGGUUUAGAGUUCUGAUUUUUCAGCAAGUAAUUCGGUACUAUUUUAGAGUCGGCAUUACCUCGCAUGAGGUCUGUCGGUUGCUGACACCAAGAAUUUUAGGUUUGUGGAACUAUGGAAAGCCUGAUAUCUUUAAAACCAUCAUACAAUUGCGUACAACAUACAGCUUUGAAAAUGCCGAAAUAAAUGCCGCAAUCGUGCUUUAA